GCUGAAGUUUAGUCAAGGAAGAGAUUCUCGUCCCAAAAAAAAAAGGCUGACACGCUUCGGUGAGGCAGUGUUGCUUCCACCCGGAAAGAAAGAAAGAAAGAAAGAAAGAAGGUGGCUACCGAAAGCAAUCAACAGCGGCCGUCCACCACCUCGACCAUCCGUCCGGUUUAUGACUCCGGGCGAUCAAUCAGCCGCCGGUUAACCUUCGGGCGGGGGGCGAAAAAGGCGUCGUUGCAAUUUACGACCAUCGACUCCUGAUUGGUGACAACAUGGCAGAGUGCGACGUUAGCAUCGACCAAGACAAACUACCUGGAGUCAAAGACGUGUGCAGAGACUUUGCUGUCCUGGAAGACCACUCCCUUGCCUACAACCUCCAGGAGCAAGAAAUUGAGAGCCACUUGGCGUCCAACGUCCACAAGAGCCGUCUGGUGCAGCAGGACCUGAAGGUGGCCAAGAAGCUGCAGGAGGAGGAGGAUGAGAUCACCAAGGUCGUGAUCAAGAAGCAGCAUGUUGACAUCGAGCGCCAAGAUAAUGAGGUCGCCCUUGAGAUUCAGGACCAACUGGUCCGACAGGCCGAGCAGCAACGACGCCAGCAGGAAGAGAAAGAUGCGAAUAUCGCUCGGGAGCUACACGAGAAAGAGAUGAAAGAGGAAAGGCGACGGAAGAAACAACUGGAAGAAGAGUACUAUGAGGAUCCAGGAGCUGCAAGACAGCUUCUUGACUUGGACAACCCUGUGCACCACACCUCUAGUUCCUCAAAUGCUGUGGUGAGCUCCCCAGUUGAUCACUCGCCAGAUUAUAAUUCCAUCGAGCCAAAAAGGAGCAGGCACCCGAAACAUGACCCAGCAGCGCCACACAGCCCCAAGUACUCUGAACCCCCCCUGGUGGCAGGAGGAGGGCAGCGCAGGCAUGCCGAUCCAUACCCAGUUCACCAGCUGUCCCCAAAAAUUAGGCCUGGGGACAGGUACCCGGACUAUGAACCAGCUGAGUCCAGCAGAGCACAGGACUCGGAAAGAGCGGUGAGACGGAAAGACAGGCCGGCCCGAUCUCCGCAUGGUCCCGUGGAGAGAGACGAAGGCUGGCAGAGGGACAAGAGACACAACCGAGACUGGGCCAGAGAACCAGAGCAUUACGUGAGAAGGGAGAAGGACUUGAGAAUGGCGAGAGCAGGGAAAGACAGAGAUGGAGGCCAGAGAGACUAUAGCGAGGACGGGCACAGACACAAAGGACAUCGAGGCAGGGAAAGGCCUCUUGACCAUGAACUUUUGGAACCCAGGCGGGGCCGGGGGUCCCGGGAGGAGGAAGAGGAUGAGGCGAGGAGGGCCAGGGCUCGCCAGAGGGUUCUCUCUGACGAGGUGUUUGACGAGCACAGGAACAUGGACAGCAGGGAGCUGCCACAAGGAGACGCCUCCAGCCGAGAGACAGGUCGCAUUGUGCUGAAAGGGAGUGGAGCGGUCGUAGGAGAAGAGUAUGGACUCAAUAAGGCCACGGAGGGCCUGGUCAAGCUGGAUCUUCAGGAGCAGGAGCUGAAAGACAUGGAGGUGGCCAGACAACUGCAGGAGGAGGAAGUUAAGGCUAGCAAGAGCCAUGUGCGUGCAGCCCAAGUUGCACAAGAUGAGGAGAUUGCCAGACUGCUGAUGGAACAAGAGAAGAAGGAGUACAGGAAACACAGAGAACGGGGCAAAGAGCGUGAGAGGGAGCGGGAGGACAAGGACAGGGAGAGGGAGAGGGAGCGCUUGGCCAUGGAGAAGAUGGCAAUGGAAAGGAGGCGCCCAGAGGGAGACCACAGGCUAAAUCCAGAGGACGUUGUCCGACCUCGAACCCGAGACGACCAUGACCACCAGAGGCACAAGAACCACCACAAGCCUUCCAGGCAUCCCCAGCCCCAAUCCCACGAGUACGUGAAUAUAAACCCUGAUUACGGCUACCCUGACCACGCCGCUCCUCAACGGGCGCACGCCAGGCCGGAGGCCGCACACAAAGGUGCCUAUUACAAGCGGUGACUCAGGCUCCAGACGGCAUCUUAUUUAUCCUCUUGUCUUCAACCAUUCACUCUGUUGACCUUUGGGACAAUCUUAAUGAGCUGGUAAUGGAUUUUUAGUUGAAUUAUGAUUAUUAUUUCUGUCCCAUGCCGAGCAAACAAGGAGAUUCUGAGCGUGCUGGAACCGCACUCAUCUUUUUGUCUUUUUUUUUUUUUUUUAAAUAUAUAUACAGCUGAUCCCUGCUAUCAUGGUCCAUUAUUUGAGGUUUGUCACCAUUCACAGAGCUUAGCCUUUAGCCAAUGUACGCACCCAUAAAAAGCUCUGAUAAUGCCUAUUUUCUUAUGUCUAGGGAAUUUAAUACGACCAAAUUCCUGCCAGUACUACCGAGUAACGAUUCACGUAAAAUAAAACGGUGCCAUAUUUCCAUACUUUUAUCGCACUUGCAGUUGAAGACUGAACACGGGCUCACGUAAACAAUCCGUCCAGCAGCACUCAGGGCGGACUCAAACUCCCUCCAAGUCAUUUUGACAUUUUCAACACCAGCAAAGCAAGUGUGCCUGGUAGAAAACACUCCAAUGCAAAGUUAGGCUCCACCCCUCCAAAAUGCGCUAGCUCGCUGCAAAGUUACAUUGGAUUUGCCAUAGACGGGCUACUAUUAGCAUUAACGAUUUUCCAUGGCGAUUUCAACACCUCCAAAUUUAGUAAUGAAGUCUACAACUAAGAUGACGCAGCUGGUGUGUAAUAAUCACGAUACUAACAGUAUAAACACUUUGUAGGGCGCAGCAUAAUACAGUCAGCUUCCUAGUUAGACAACAUAUCAUAGAUAGCCUUUACAAUACUCUUGUCUUGGAAGUGCAACUGCAUUGCAAAUAAGUUUCAAAAGUAAUACAUGUUAUGUUACAUUCAAAAAUAAAUGUAUUACCAAAUAAUUAACAUUUAUUAACACACACAAAAGUACCGAAAAUUGGUACCGUUGAGUACCGGUAUCGAUUCCUAGGUACAAUAUUAGUUCAAAUGGGAACGGUACCAUCCCUAUGCCUGUCACACAUAAAGAAACAAGUACAGUAAUCAUCUAUGACUAUUAAUUGGUUCCGGCCCUGGCCGUGUUGAAUACAUUUCCGCAAAGUAAGAAAUAUUAAUUGUAUAUCAGAUAUUUUCAUAGCUGCUGCAUAAAAAAACAUAAUUUUUGUCACCAUUAUGAGACAGGAAGUAACACUCUAGUCAUCACUGCUGCAUGAAAAUCAUAAUUUUUUUCACCAUUAUGAGAAUCCUCUCAACAGGAAGUAACACUCUAGUCGUCACCCUCCUGUAAUACCAGAUAGAAAGGCUGCCUGAAGCUGAGCCAAUCAGUGGCCACGAUACUGAACAGCGCGCUCUGACUGCUUUGUUGACAUCUGCCAUAUUGAUAUUUUUACUUUAUUUAGCCUUUUUAUGCUUUAAAAGUAUUUAAUUCAGGUCAAAAACACUUGAAAUAUGCUGAAAUAUUGUAAAAAUAUCUUCCUGCCUGGGAAAUAUUGAGCGAUUUGAGAGACAGCGCCCUCUGCUGUUUUCAUAGCUGCAACACGUUCCCCCCCUGCAGAUAGCGCCAUCGAACCCUUUUUUUUAUUGAAAGUUGGCAUGAAAGAAACAAGUUAUUUCGCAAUUUGCAGCAGAGAUGGUGCAAAUAAAGCUGGACCAGGCGGGGAUCUCCCGUAUAUAUAAGCCUCGUUUCACAUCCCACAAUUCCAAAUGUGCCAAUCCCAAGGGCUCCAGGCCUUUUUGCCACCUUUUUUUUUUUUUUUUUGUGGUGGUAGGACGUGCCAGCUCAGUCCUACGCGGUGGCCUCAGUACCUUGUCGUCCUCGUGCAAAGACUUUUUUCUUUCCCGCUCGCCCUCCAACUGAAAGUGGCCGACGACGGACGUGCAUGCGAAGCCAUCCAUCCUAAAGCGCGUAAAACAAGGUGCCAACUCGUACGGCUCUCGAUAACAUGAACUGUAAUACCCUUCAUCGCAUGCACUAUUGUGAGGUUUUUUUCUUUUUUUUUAAAGUAUGUUCAUUUUUUUUAUCCUUUCCGACCAAAUGAUCAAAAAAAAAAGGAAAAAACAUCUCAUAUUUAUGUCUGUUAAAAAGUGAACUUUUUUUUAUUUUUUUUUAUUUAAAUGUAAUAUUUUUGUUGUCAGCCGGGAACAAAAAGGCUUCCACUGGAAGUGACGUAAAGGGACUUGUUUGACUGUUUUUUCCUGCUCCGUCGUCGUGUUCUGUUCAUAUUGAAUCAGGCCAGCGUGAAAUAAAAUCCUUCAGUUGCUUUUCAGGUGAACUCUAUGGACUCUAGCUAGUUCCGUGGCGCUGUCUUAUCUGUCCCCAUGUGCCAUACGUCUGGUUUCUCCAAGCGCUUGUAUGUGAUGGUAGGUGUUGCAACUCUCGUUUGGUUGGGGCGCCACCUUGUGUUCACUGUGACACACAAGAGGAUUGGAAAUAAUGUGUGAACUGCUCAUUUUUCUUUUCAAACAGCAAUCAACACAUGCUGGAGGGAAAAGAGCAUUCUUACCUGCAAGAAAGCCAUUGCUUUUACUUACUGCACCUCAAAUUGGAAUAAAGUGUGUCAGCAUUCA
Molecule: messenger RNA, 4574 nt
Organism: Entelurus aequoreus (snake pipefish)
Lineage: Eukaryota; Metazoa; Chordata; Actinopteri; Syngnathiformes; Syngnathidae
Gene: ccdc50a
Product: coiled-coil domain containing 50a
Exons: 12
Coding region: 270-2003 (577 amino acids)
Cellular component (GO): cytoplasm
Molecular function (GO): ubiquitin protein ligase binding
Source: RefSeq, a predicted model, not a curated record